This is a messenger RNA of Oryctolagus cuniculus (rabbit), 1409 nucleotides long. NCBI's taxonomy places the organism in Eukaryota, Metazoa, Chordata, Mammalia, Lagomorpha, Leporidae. The record is from RefSeq and is a predicted model, not a curated record.
AUGUCAGACUCACAUUAUAGCAGCAGCGAGAUGAAUUACUUUAAGGAGGCAUUAGAUGAGGACAAUGUGAUUUUAACAUUGGUUCCAGUUGUAGAGGAACCUAAAAAAGAACAUCUAGUGGAACCAAGUGUUUCUUCAACCGCAGAUAUCAAACCUGCAGAUAUCAAAUCUAAGAAGCCUUGGCAAAGCAAUAAAGUUGAUUUGUCACAAGCAAACGAACAAUUCAAAGCUUCCCCAAAACCUAAGUGCAAAAAAGCAGUUUUUCCCCUGCCAACCAUUUUGCCCCCAAUUACUAAGGUGUCUCGGAACACUUUGCGGAACUGGUGCCAACAACUUAAUUUGAGUACAGAUGGCCAGAAAAUAGAAGUGUAUCUGAGGCUCCAGAGACAUGCGUAUCCUGAACAAAUACAGGAUGUUCCUGACAUACCACGAGAAGCCAAAAUGCAGUCAUGUCCAAGAAAAAGUACUAAUAGAGCAAGGCUUCAGGACAGUUGUACUAGGAGCAAUGGAGAGGAAGAAACUAAUAUAGUUGAAGUGAUAACUUCAGCUCAGGAAGCCACGUUGGCAUCUUGGGCAAGAAUUGCUGCAAGAGUCAGUCAGCCCAAGGCUGUGAAUUCGUCUUCCAUUCCUACUUCAGUUGAAGCCUUUUUGCAGGAAGCCUCUGGUGUCAGGUGGUGUGUAGUUCACGGCAGACUUCUCCCUGCAGAUGUACCGGGCUGGGUUCGCCUGCAGUUCCGUGCAGGCCACACCUGGGUACCUGAUACUCCCAAGAGGAUGAUUUCUCUCUUUCUGUUACCAGCCUGUACUUUUCCAUCCCCAGGACUAGAAGACAACAUGUUAUGCCCUGAAUGUACUAAGAGGAAUAAGAAGAUGAUGAGAAGAUUAAUGUCAGUGGGGGAGAAAAAACACCACACUGUAAGAAAACAGAAUAUGCCACCCCAAAAUAUGCCACCUUAAACUGUGUUCGUGUUGUUUUUAUCUGAGAGUAAUUGAGAAGAAGCAGAUACAAGGAGAAUUCUUUGCCUUCCCGCUAUUUAACAAAAAAGCCACUUUUUCACUAAAAAGUGGUACCUAAGUUUAUGAAAGUCCCACCUCCCCCUCUCUACCAGGAAGGCCAUAUGGUGGAGUCCACAACAGAUUGGCUUGCAUCUGAAUAAUUCUGACCGUCUUCAGUGUCUCCUCAUACCUCAAGUACAGACUUACUAAGUAUUUUGUUAUGUAGAAUGUGAUUUUGUUUUGUUUUAGAAUGCUUGCUAUAUUUGAACAGUUUCAGGGGAAAAUACAGAGUUCCCAGAUAUUUGCCCCACUCCCCAGCCCCACCACGCAUGAUUUUCUCAACAUCUUGCAUUCGUGUGAUACAUUUGUUACAAUUUAUGAGUCAAUUUGGGCACGUUGAUUAAAGUCCAUAC